Chaetomium fimeti is the source of this 1523-nucleotide messenger RNA. RefSeq lists its product as uncharacterized. The record is from RefSeq and is a predicted model, not a curated record. Lineage: Eukaryota; Fungi; Ascomycota; Sordariomycetes; Sordariales; Chaetomiaceae. The transcript has a single exon. The coding region runs from base 94 to 1404 and encodes 436 amino acids.
GUAGAUGUGGCAGAUGUGGUGUUGCCCAGACUGCCUUCCUCAUUGACACCACCCACUUCCCAUUUUGCUUUUCCAUUUUUCUUCGUCGGCGGAAUGGCCCAGGCGGGAGAGCAGGCAGCGGCGGGGCUGGCCCGUCUGCCGUCGGAGCUGUUCGACAAGAUCCUGUUCGACGUGGAUACGGUCCGCGACCUCGCCCGCUUCAUCGCCACGGCCCGCUUCGUAUACCGACGCUUCAGCAUCCAGAGGCGUGCCGUCCUCUUCUACGUCCUGCAAAACGAGCUGGGCCCAGUGCUGGACGAUGCUAGGUUCCUUUUUAUGUUCCCCUACUCGGACCCCCGCGCCGACAAGGCUGCGUAUAUCGAGUGGCUCCGCCUUAUGGCCGUCGUCUACCACGAGAUACUCCGCAAUAGCAAUACCCAGAGUGGCAUACCAGUCCGAGGGUCCGAUGCCCUCCCCAGCCUCGAGGAACUCACGGGCCUGUGCCAUACCCUCUAUAAGAUCAACUUCAUCGCCGACAUGUACGUCACAGCACGUCUCGCCCUGUUCAACCUCGCCGGCGGAGCUGGCACCCCCGCCACAGCACCACUCUCGCCCCUGGAGCGCCGGCGCCUCGUGCGCGCCUUCUACCGCCGCCAGAUCAUGAGCAACGCCUGGGCCGCCACAAGGCGCCCCCACUCGGGCUGGAGCCGCGAGGACGCGGCCGCCAUCAGCAACUCGAGCACACACCAGGGCGAGCAGCUGGGCUUGUUCGGUACCCUCGAGCCCUGGGAGCUGCAGCAUAUCGACCACAUCGAUUUCUUCGUUACACGCUUGUGUUUCGCCCUCGUACACUACUGUCCCCGCACCCCCGACGGAGCCCCAGCCAUCCUCCCCCGCCAGUUUAACGACCUGAUCGCCCACCAGCACCGCCUCGUACAGUACCUGCAGACCCAUCGCCGCCUCGUCGAGAUGGCCGUCCGCGACCUGCCCACUGGCAGAGAGGCCGCGCGCUCCGCACACCUGUGGGACGAGUACGUGAACGUCUACCAGAUGAUCCCCUUGAGGUGCGCGUGGCAAGGGGCACAGGCCCACGACUUUCCAGACCCCAUCACAGACAAGUGGCAGCGGGACGGGCUAGUCGUACCCUAUGUCGGAGACGGACUCGAUCUCGUCCCGUACGGCUGGCUGGACGCCCUGCGUGGGCGCUACUUUAACCAGUUUGGCGAUUGCCUACAUACGAUUUCCUGGUUGCCUCCUUGGCAGAGCGACAGGCAAUCCGCACAACAGGGCAAGACCCUGAGCCUCUGGACCCACGCCGGGUUUUCCCUGUGGGACAGGAAACGCGUCGAGGCCUUGAAGGAGCUGCCCAUGUUUGAACCCGUGUAUACCGGAUGGGUCUUUGGUCGCUUGGUCGAGGAGAGCUGACGGACAAGGCGCCGAGAGAACAAUAGCCGUGAUUGCUGCUCUAGAGAAUACAAAAUGGCCCUUCUGACCCCGCGUAGCCGGGAGACGCGCCUUGUCAUAUUGAGCAAAAUGACACCCUU